UUUGACAGCACAAAGGAGUCGGCCAUUUUAUUGCUGGUUGGUGAACGGGGGGUGAAGUGAAGCUGUGGCUAGGCGCCCAGUGUAGCAUUGUUGUAUUUUUAUUGAGUUAUUUUUCUAAAUAUCCGUUUUAACCACGUACAAAACAGUAUACGUACUUAGUGUAAGUUUAGGUGUAUUUAUGUAUUGAGUCGGAAGAGCAAUGGACGAUCCAAAUAGGAUGAUGGCGCACAGCGGCGGGCUUAUGGGGCCGCAGGGCUACGGGCUGCCUGGCGGCGAGGGCGCUCCGGCGGCUGGCGAGGGCGAAGCGCGCAAACAAGAUAUAGGCGAAAUAUUGCAACAGAUCAUGAAUAUCACAGACCAGAGUCUUGAUGAAGCACAAGCGAGAAAACACACGCUCAAUUGUCACAGAAUGAAGCCUGCCCUAUUUUCAGUGUUGUGUGAAAUCAAAGAGAAAACAGUCCUGUCCCUCCGCAACACGCAAGAGGAGGAGCCUCCAGAUCCUCAGCUGAUGCGCCUGGACAACAUGCUGAUAGCCGAGGGGGUGGCUGGACCUGAAAAGGGUGGAGGCGCGGGUGCUGCAGCCUCGGCCUCUGCUGCUGCUGGGGAAUGGGACAACGCGAUCGAGCACUCUGACUACCGCGCGAAGCUGGCGCAGAUCCGGCAGAUCUACCACCAGGAGCUAGACAAGUACGAGAACGCGUGCAACGAGUUCACCACGCACGUCAUGAACCUGCUGCGCGAGCAGAGCCGCACCAGGCCUAUUACGCCUAAGGAAAUCGAGCGCAUGGUGCAGAUCAUCCACAAGAAGUUCAGCUCCAUCCAGAUGCAGCUGAAGCAGUCCACCUGCGAGGCUGUCAUGAUACUGCGCUCACGUUUCCUGGACGCGCGUCGCAAACGCCGCAACUUCAGCAAGCAAGCUUCGGAGAUCCUCAACGAGUAUUUCUACUCGCACCUCUCCAACCCUUACCCCAGCGAGGAGGCGAAAGAGGAGCUGGCGCGGAAGUGCGGCAUUACCGUCUCCCAGGUGUCCAACUGGUUCGGCAACAAGCGCAUUCGCUACAAGAAGAACAUCGGCAAGGCGCAGGAGGAGGCCAACCUCUACGCCGCCAAGAAAGCUGCCGCUGCAGGCGCGUCGCCGUACUCGAUGGGCGCGGCGUCGGGCACGGCCACGCCCAUGAUGUCGCCGGCGCCCACGCAGGACUCCAUGGGCUACUCGCUGCCGGCGCCGGGCUACGAUCAGCCGCAGCCCAGCUACGACGGCUCCAUGGGCUACGAUCCCAUGCACCAGGACCUGUCGCCGUAGGCCCCACCUGCAGGUUACGGGUUCGACACAUAAUUGUGCAGCUUCCACAGAAUUGCCAUUUACAUUUACUAUUAUAACGUUAAGUAGGUCCGGUACAUACGAACUGCCGCGCACACCGGCGGCCUAGCCUUAGCUCAUAGGACAUUGUAUACUACACCAUAUACUUAGACUACAUAUUACUAGCGAUAUUUUUGGAAGGAAAUGUAAUGAAACGUAUUUUUAUUUGUAUUACGAACUAUAUGACUGGCACCCAGUAUUUGUUUAAUCAAUUUAUAUUAUACAAUUUUAUUUUUAUUAUUAUAGCUAUUGUAUUAGAAAUCAAUUUUCAAUGGCAACUAUUUUAUAGUAUUAUUGUUUAACCAGUGAUGUUGGUUUUGAAAUUAUUUGUUUUAUAUUAUUUUUGGAAAAGUAAUUAUUUGGGCAGUAUUAGUAAUUUAUAAACAAAAGUUUAUCAUCACAUCGAUAUGGCGGGGAUCUCGUGUUUCUAUUCGUUCUAAUAAUCUUUUACUCUACGGUGGUUAUAAUUAUACGAUAGAUGUAAGAUGAACUAUCGUAAUAUUGUUAGAUGUAAGUUCAGAUAUUUUGUGCUGACUAGUGUCUUGUACGACGUGCGUCCGUGUUUGUACACACUUGUUAUUUACACUGCUUAAUCAAUACGUAUUAGAUUAAUCUGAAAUUACUCAGCAUCGAUUAAAUUAAACUAUAGGUAUGUACGGAAAUCAAGUAUACGCUAUAGAAGUGGAAACAGUGUCGUUUUCACACGCUCAGUGUCCGCUCCAACAAUAAUAUUAUACACACAUUUUAUAAUUAUUAUAAAAUUAUUACGACUUUAUGUACAGAUAGUGUUAUAAUAAUAUAAAUAUAAUAACCGUACGAGCACGCUCACUGCACUUUUAACUUAUGUAUACGCAACCAGAUAUAAAUAUUAAUCAUAUUUUUAUAUACAUUUGUUAUUGCUGGAAUGUGGAUUGAGCUAUCGAAGCAUUAUUUUAAAGCAGUGUAGAUCUAAAGUUCUUCAUAUAAGCACGGACACACAGACUUGUGUGCAAUUUUAAUAUUUUAUUAGCAAUGGUUGUGUUAGUGCGCACACGCAACUUGGCCCUUACUGAUCUAAAUGUGGAGCCGUUUUAAAAUACCAGUCAAUUUUAAUCGAUUAUAAAAUAUUGUAUUCUUUUGUUUGUUCUGGGCCGGAUUUGAUAUUGCCCUGGUGUUGUUCAAACGAAGCAUCAAGUAGUAGUAACUACAUAUUUAGCACUGAAUUCGGCUCUGGUCACGCUAAACCAGGAGUUGUGAAUAUCAGAACAAAAUAUUUUAAUUAUCGUGGUGCUAAAAUGUUGGUAGCACAAUUUUAUUUUACUUGUUAGCCGUAAGUUGAAUGUUAUUUUAUUUCGUCGUACAUUUUCAUCGCGAGCAUUACGAGAUCUUAACGAUUGUAACUUAAAAUUAGUUCCACUUAGAGAUAGAUUGGAUAUGAAAAAAAAAAUGCUAGUGUUAAGUUAAUGUGUUCUAAAACAAAAUAUCUGAAACAGUAUACGAGAUAAAAACGAAAAUUUAAUUGAUGUUUUAACGCUGUGGAACAUUGUAAUUUGACGUGCCGCCGCCGAUCGCACCUCUCUUACUCGUUCAGGAUAAAUUAUUUAUUAUAACAGUUGUAAUGUUAAUAUAGAGCCAUAGUCGGGCGGGGCGGCGCGGACACACAUGUAUACGACGACGAGUUCAAUGUUAUUGCGACCAUCAGAUUGACUAAAAUACAUUUUUGUGUAGUUAAA
This is a messenger RNA of Helicoverpa zea (corn earworm), 3072 nucleotides long. It is a transcript of the gene exd, whose product is annotated as homeobox protein extradenticle. Gene Ontology annotation, cellular component: nucleus. Gene Ontology annotation, biological process: regulation of transcription by RNA polymerase II; animal organ morphogenesis; neuron development. Bases 200 to 1303 code for a protein of 367 amino acids. NCBI's taxonomy places the organism in Eukaryota, Metazoa, Arthropoda, Insecta, Lepidoptera, Noctuidae. Gene Ontology annotation, molecular function: DNA-binding transcription factor activity, RNA polymerase II-specific; RNA polymerase II cis-regulatory region sequence-specific DNA binding. The record is from RefSeq and is a predicted model, not a curated record. The transcript is spliced from 8 exons.